UUUGACUAGAUUUCCAUUUAAAUAAGCUGCAGAGGUCUGAGAGCUAAUGUUUUGGUCCAUUCAUUGAUCGUUUAGCUCUUGGUACUAAUCUGUUUGAGCCUAUUCAUGACGUUCCUGACAAAUGACUGAAUAUUUUUUCCUUUUUUCAAUCAGUGGAGCAUGAACAAACUCAGAGAAGGACGUUUACCAACUGGAUCAAUGCUCAGCUUUCUAAGAGAAGCCCACCUUCGCGCAUGUCCGACUUGUUUUUGGACCUCAGAGAUGGUUCCAAGCUGCUCGACCUGCUGGAGGUGAUGAGCGGUCAGUCGCUGCCAAGACAAAGAGGUCGAGGGGUUUUCCAGCAGAGAACCAAUAUUGAGACAGCCCUGAACUUUCUGAAGAAGAAAUCUAUCAAGCUGGUAAAUAUAAACAUCUCCGACAUCAUUGAAGGGCGGCCAUCCAUCAUACUAGGCCUCAUAUGGACCAUUAUUCUCCACUGUCAUAUCGAUGAACUGGCCAGUGCUCUCUCCUUCAGCUCUCGUCAUUCUUCUCUCGACUCCUUGGCUAGCCUGGACUCUUGGUCCGACAGCCCGAUCUCGGGCAGUCCAGUCCCUGCAGGUCGGACCUCUCCUCUUCAUAGACGCUUCCGUAUUUCUGCCAAGAAGGCCCUGCUGAUGUGGGUCAGGGACCAAUGCCAGAAAGUUCAGUGCUCCAUCAGCGUGAAGGACUUCAAGGCAAGCUGGAGGAGCGGAGAGGCCUUCCUAGCUAUCCUGUGCUCUCUCAGACCACAACUGCUUGAUCUUACACUAGUGAAGACCAGGAGCAACCUGGAGAACCUGGAAGAAGCUUUUCACCUGGCUGAGAAGGAGCUACAUAUCCCUCGCCUGCUAGAGCCACAAGAUGUUGAUGUGAAAGAUCCUGAUGAGAAAUCCAUCAUGACUUACGUGGCACAGUUCCUCCAGUACUCCAGUGACAUGCCAGGGCCUGAUGACCAUCUGCAGCUCUUCCCUCAGCUUCCCUCCUCUUUCUCAACUGACAGCUCACCUGCUCACAUCACUCCAGCAGUCGCAGUCUCCUCAUUACGUCAGGUACCUUUGAACCAGCGCGUGCAGGAAGUGAUCUGCUGGCUGCAGCAGGCCACUCAGGAACUGUCAGAAUCCUGGACAGCUGCAGUGGGAUCCAGUUAUGCAGAGAAGUAUCAGGUGUUUAAGAGGUUUGCUAAUUCUGCUGAGCAAAGAAGAACCGUGAUGAGUCUUUUUGCUGCAACAAAACGCAAUGUUGAGCUGAGACAGGAGCAGCUCACGCUGAAGACAGCGUGGGAUCAUUUGGAGGAAGAGUUGGGGAAGUACAAAGCAGACCUGGAUCAGAGUCUUCCCCAUCCUCUAGACUCAGUUGUUGUGUGGCUACAGCGAGGAGAGGCGGAGCUGCAGAAAGAUGGGGAAGCAUCAACAAAUCACGCAGAAGCUGCAAGAGAAGCAAGAGUGCGACAAGACAAACUGAAGACUUUGACUGAGGAAAUCAGUCAUUACAACAAGAUUUUGGAAUCCUUCAAGAACACAGAUUCUUCUGGAAAUCUAGUCGUUCCUCCUGAAAAGCUUGAUGAGCUAAAAAAUCGAUUAACCAACGUCAGAGUUACAGCUAAAUAUGAUGGAAUCAAGGUGGAAUUCCGGGAAUCCCUGCACACCGUCCUGGACCUCCUGAAUCACAUUGGUGCUAAAGUUCAGGCCUGGAAAGGUCCAUAUGGAUCUGAGAAGUCCGUUCAUGUUCUGUUGCUAGACUGGCAUUUGCGCGACAAGGUCUCCACUUGA
Molecule: messenger RNA, 1787 nt
Organism: Oryzias latipes (Japanese medaka)
Lineage: Eukaryota; Metazoa; Chordata; Actinopteri; Beloniformes; Adrianichthyidae
Source: RefSeq, a predicted model, not a curated record